This is a messenger RNA of Prorocentrum cordatum, 331 nucleotides long. The record is from the annotation of a GenBank genome assembly. Lineage: Eukaryota; Dinophyceae; Prorocentrales; Prorocentraceae.
GCAAGAUGCGAGCGGCAGGGGCGGCCAAGGAGCUGAUCCAGAGGCGGCGGGGCGCAGGUGCAAGGAGCUGUCUGACCGCGUGGAGAGCCGGCGCGCCAUCGGGAAGAGUGCGACGAACCAGGAGUACCGCCGCCUCUUGGACCACGCAGCGCACGCUCUAGCGCGGGCUCAGGAGCUGCGGCCGCAGGACGAGGCAGGUGACGGCGACACCGCGAGCCCUGUGGAUUCGGAGCUGCGGGCGGAAUCGAAGGAAGUCGAUGUGAGCGCGAGCAGCGAGGCCAGGAUGGCGGCGCUGAGGGCCCGGGCCAUCCAGAUCAAGCGCGACGAGGAC